Messenger RNA from Rhodotorula graminis WP1, 1875 nucleotides. RefSeq lists its product as uncharacterized. The record is from RefSeq and is a predicted model, not a curated record. Lineage: Eukaryota; Fungi; Basidiomycota; Microbotryomycetes; Sporidiobolales; Sporidiobolaceae. The transcript has 8 exons. Gene Ontology annotation, molecular function: iron ion binding; heme binding; monooxygenase activity. Bases 1 to 1803 code for a protein of 600 amino acids.
AUGGACAGCCUCGCAUCCGCCACGAGCUGGAGUUACGCCCACCCGGUGCAGGCAGCGCUAGCCUCGCUCGUCCUCGCCGGCCUCGGCACCUUCCUCUACACCCUCGUCGUCACCCUCGUCCGCCCGCACACGACCUCGCUCCGCAACCUUCCCGGUCCCGGUCGCGGCUCGUUCUGGUACGGCCAGAUUCCAGCAAUCCUCCGCGACCCGCCCGGCGUGCCGCACUGCGAGUGGCAUGAGCAGUACGGCGGCGCCGUCAAGUACCCGGGCUUCUUUGGCACGACCCGCCUCCUCCUGUUCGACCCGGCCGCCCUCACGCACGUCCUCGUCACGCGCUCGUACGAGUACCCCAAGCCCGACGAGGUCCGCGGCGACCUCGCCAUGAUCCUCGGCAAGGGCAUCCUGUUCGCCGAGGGCGACGACCACCGGCGCCAGCGCCGCAUCAUGGCGCCCUCGUUCGGUCCGGCCCACCUGCGCGAGCUCGUGCCCGUCUUCUUCGAGCACUCGCACCACCUGCGCGACGCGCUCAAGACGGCCAUCGAGGCGCGCGAGGUCGACGAGACGGCGUGGCGCGACGAGAAGCAGCGCGGCGAGUGGGAGAAGGACCACCCCGAGGGCGAGGUCGUGUUCGACAUUGCCAAGUGGCUCGGGAGGGUCACGCUCGACAUCAUCGGCGACGCCGGCUUCGGCUACAACUUCGAGGCGAUCUCGCAGAGCGGCAACUCGCUCGGCCGCGCCUUCGGGACCAUGUUCUCGCCGCGCGCCGGCGCAAAGCGGCCCACCGCCGGCCAGAUGCUGCGCCAGCAGUGGAUCGGGCGCCUGAUCCGCGCGCUCCCCGUCCUGCGCAUGGCCGACUGGGUCCCGAACGAGCGCGUGCGCAAGGUGCGCGAGGGGUUCAGGGUCGUCCAGACCGAGAGCGAGAAGAUCAUCCAGGCCAAGAUGGGCGGCGACGUGGUCGAGAAGGACGGGCUCGAGAGCACGAGGGGGAGCAAGGACUUGAUUGCGCUGCUGCUCAAGUCGGUCGAGAGCGAGGGCAAGUCGAGCAUGACGACCGAGGAGCUGCGCGGUCAACUCACGACGUUCCUCCUCGCCGGGCACGAGACGACCUCGACCGCGCUCGGCUGGGCCCUGUUCCGCCUCGCGACCGACACCAAGAUCCAGGACAAGCUGCGCCGCGAGGUGCGCGAGGGCCGGGCCAAGGCCGCCCAGGACGGCCGCGACGAGCUCGACCACCGCGACCUCGACGCCUUGCCGUACCUCGACGCCGUCACGCGCGAGCUCCUCCGCCUCGAGUCGCCCGUCACGGCCACGAUCCGCCACGCGUCGCGCGACGACCUCAUCCCGCUGUCGACGCCCGUCCCGUCGUCGACCGAGCCGGGCAAGAUGCUGUCCCACGUCGCCGUCAAGAAGGGCCAGGUCAUCUUUGUGCCGAUCACGGCCGUCAACAAGUCUAAGCGCGUGUUCGGAGACGACGCCGACGCGUUCAGGCCCGAGCGGUGGAUCGAGAGCGACGAGGGGACGGGCAAGAAGAUCGAGGGCAACGUCGGCGUCGCGAGCUCGAUCUUGACGUUCCUCGCCGGCCCGAGGAGCUGCAUCGGGUACAAGUUCGCCCUCCUCGAGUUCAAGGCCAUCCUCUCGGUCCUCGUCGACGAGUUCGAGUUCGACCUGCGCGACCGCGAGACGGUCGUCGAGCGUCGCAGCGUCAUCGUCACGCGCCCGAUCCUGGUUGGAGAGGAGGAGCACGGCAACAAGAUGCCGCUCCGGAUCCGCAUCGCCAGGCGCGACGACGACGAGCUCGAGUGAGGAGGGCGGGCGUGGGUCGACUCUGCUGUAGCGAUGCUCUGUCUUCGUUGUACUACUACGCUUUAUCUGUCG